This is a messenger RNA of Spirodela intermedia, 915 nucleotides long. The record is from the annotation of a GenBank genome assembly. Lineage: Eukaryota; Viridiplantae; Streptophyta; Magnoliopsida; Alismatales; Araceae.
AUGACGGCGAGCGAGCUCGACAUCGACGAGGAGUACAAGAGCACCCUGAGGACCAGGUCCUAUCAGAACAUGCUCAAGGAGGUCGGGGAGCAGCUCCGUAGGCUCGGCAGCCCCACCGUCGCUCACGAAGAAGAAGAAGAAGAACCAGGCGAGGAAGAAGACGCUGCAGAAACGGAAGGAGGAGAGGAAGAGGAAGAAGAAGACGACGAGUCUACGGCCCCUAGUGCCCAUCUGCCGAGAGAUUUUCUAGUGCCGGCGGAACUCGACCGGCUUGUGCCCGCCGACGGGGAAGUCCGGCUACGGGGCCUCCUCCGGGACUACCUCGACAGCGGCCUGAGGGCCUCCGCGUUCUGCUACCAGCUACUCGAGUCUAUCGCCGGCGCGCGAGCCAACCACCGCGCCGUGCAGCGGAUCGUCGAGCAACGCCGUGGAGCGCUGUGGGACCUCGUCCGCAUCGCCCGGCUCGACAACCCGUUAUCGCAGCCGAGGUUGUCCGACUUCCUGCGCCACCACGGCAGCGCCUACGCCGCGCUCACGCCCCGUCUCAGGUCCCUGCAGCGGGGCUUCGCGGCCUUCAGUAGGACGGCGCGGGCGCGGCGGCGCCGGAGCUCGCUAGAUGCGGCGGCGCGCGGCAUCUACGGGCUCCACCGCGAGUUCGACACCGUGGGCCGGCUCCUGGCACGGCUCAACGACGAGAUCGAGCAUGACCGGUGGGUGGCGAAGACCCUCCUCCGCGGCGGCGGCUACCUCUGGGAGGAGGCCGCCGGGGAGCUCCGGGCGGGGGAGGACCGGCAACUCGAGCAGCUCCAGGAGCUCGAGGAAAGGGUCCUCCUCUGCCUCCUCACCAUUACCAGGGCCUGGAAGCUCCUGCAAACCCAGGGCCUCGUCUCCCCUUCAACCAGUAGUAACCAUUGA